This is a messenger RNA of Annulohypoxylon truncatum, 2240 nucleotides long. Its product is annotated as putative MFS sugar transporter. Lineage: Eukaryota; Fungi; Ascomycota; Sordariomycetes; Xylariales; Hypoxylaceae. Gene Ontology annotation, biological process: carbohydrate transport; transmembrane transport. Gene Ontology annotation, cellular component: membrane. The coding region runs from base 100 to 1563 and encodes 487 amino acids. Gene Ontology annotation, molecular function: carbohydrate:proton symporter activity. The record is from RefSeq and is a predicted model, not a curated record. The transcript has 13 exons.
GAUUGAGACACAUCGCUUUCGAAAGCAUCGGCAUACAUAAGUUUCCUUAGGCUUAGAAAAGAUACCGUAGUCUUUCGCGCACCGAUAUAAAUUCAAGCCAUGGGUGAAAAACUAGGCUUGUUCAGAGCGUGGUAUUUAGUUGCCCUUUGCUGUAUUGGCAGCUUCUUAUUCGCUUACGAUACUGGCGUGGUCGGUGGCGUCCUUACACUGCCAUCAUUCCAGAAUGACUUUCGCAUUACCACGGCAAAUCAAGCUAGUGUAAGCUCUAAUGCGACGAGUCUUCUACAGGCCGGGGCCUUCUUCUCAUGCUUCUUCGUCUGGCCUUUCACUGCCCGAUUCGGACGUCGUUGGUCUAUCGCAGUAGCUUCGCUCAUCUUCAACAUUGGAGCCAUCAUCCAGGUCAUCAAUACACACUCGCUGGCGGCUUUCUACGUCGCUCGCGUUAUAUCCGGGGUGGGAGUAGGAAUGGCCACAGUCAUCAUUCCAAUGUAUAGCGCGGAGAUGGCGCCAAAGCAGAUUAGGGGUCAGCUGGGAAGCAUGUUUCAGUUCUUCUUUACGCUGGGAGUUAUGACCUCUUACUGGGUCGACUAUGGUGUAUCACAACAUCUAGGCUCAAAGACGCAGCAGUGGCAGAUUCCUAUUGGUCUCCAGCUCGUCCCUGGCGGCAUACUGGGAUUGGGAAUGUUACUUACGAAAGAAAGCACCCGGUGGCUUGCAAGAUCAGGCAGGAGGGAAGAGGCAAUGCAGUCGCUCGUCUGGGUCCGCGGCGGAGAUAGUGACAAAGUAAAAGAAGAGUUUGCAGAAAUCGUAGCGGGCAUCGAGGAAGAAGAACGCGUUACCGAGGGCCUUACAUUGAAAGAAUACCUCCUCCCGGCGAAUCGCUUCCGCUUCGUCAUCGUCAUCACCCUGCAGAUAGGCGUACAACUGACUGGCAACACCAGCUUGGCGUACUAUGCUCCCCAGAUAUUCAAAGCGGUUGGUGCUGGCGACCAGAGCCUCCUGAUCAGCGGGUUUUUCGGUGUUGUCAAAGUCGUCUCGUGUCUAUUCUUCCUGCUAUUCCUCGUCGAAAAGAUCGGUCGCCGUGGUUCACUUAUCGGAGGAGCGUUCCUUAUGGGUGCUUACAUGCUCAUCAUAGCUUGUUUAACAGCCACUCAUCCUCCGGUUGCCUCUCAAACCCUAACUAGUACCGGCGCUGCGGCAGUAGCCAUGGUCUACCUCGAAGCAAUGAGCUAUAACAUAUCAUGGGGACCAGUACCUUGGCUGUACAUGAGUGAAAUAUUUCCCUCCAGGAUACGCGAAGCGGGCGUCGCAGUCGGGACGGCCACUCAAUGGCUAUUCAAUUUUGUAUUCUCCCAGGUUACUCCGCAUGCGAUAAACAAUAUUGGCUGGAGAACCUUUUUGAUGUUCUGCAUAUUUAACUGGGCUCUGGUUGUAUAUGCGUGGCUUGUUAUUAAGGAGACCAAGGGAAAAUCUCUAGAAGAAAUGGAAGCUGUUUUCGGCUCAAGUGAUACCUCUAUCGACGCGGAGAAAACCCACGAGCAUGUACGAGACGGCACGGUUUAGGUAAUGAGCGAUAGCAGUACCUUGCUUGGGGAAACAUGUUGGUACAAGAGGAUUUAGCGUGAGGUACUAGAGUAAAUGCGAUUAUCUAGAUAUAGCCCUACACGCCGCACACUCCUAGGAGAGGGUGAGAAGGGGUCAAUUCCCCUUGUUCCGACGUCGAAUACCAACCAACCUCCAGGUGAUAGGUGCCCAUUCAUCACACCUCAAUUAUGCUUACAAGACGAGGUUAUGAGACGACAUCCCGACCAUUUUCAACUAUGCUGCACACGGGUCGGCAUCAUGUGUACGAAUUGUUCAUCAAUCGAUGUUCAUCUUCGCCAACGAGGUGAUACCGAACUAUGGUUCAUGUUUUUAUCGGUUACCGCUUACUACUUCACCCACUACCUAAACAGCCACCAAGAGCCUUAGAUGAUACUUGCUAUAAUAUCACACGCUAGUUUCAUAAGUUCCGUAGGGCGGGUUCCCAAUUAAUUGAUGUCCAACUCACUUGAAGGAACACAAGGUAUGCGGGCAUGCGAUUAGCGUGUCUGGUUAAUGGUAUUUAACGUUGUCGUAAAGACAUUUGCUAUGAUAACGGGCUCUCUAAGUCAAAUAUAUGCCUCAGUAUCAUAAAGCCCCCAAAUGUUCCUAGCAUCUUCACUAUCAUUGAACGGUAGCAACAUCACACCAAGCUUCAA